UCGUGUCCUUAUAUCACCAUUUGUCCCUUUUCCCAAAAAUACAAAAUCCCUGACCCUGCGCCCAGCCCCUGAUGUGCCACCGUUGUCGGGGAUCUGACUGUGGGGACAUUGGAAGAAAAGAAGACCAGCGAGAUAGCGAGAACGGCACAGAAGCCCCCGAGUGAACAUGAUGCUGACAAGAAUUGUGUUAGUGGGACUGAUCUGCUGUUCUCUCGUCUCGUCUGUGAAGGCUUGUGGGCCGGGCCGGGGUUAUGGGAGAAGGAAGCAUCCUAGAAAAUUAACCCCACUGGCCUACAAACAAUUCAUUCCGAACGUGGCAGAAAAGACUCUGGGUGCAAGUGGCAGGUACGAGGGAAAGAUUACCAGGAACUCGGAGAGAUUUAAAGAACUGACUCCCAAUUACAACCCAGACAUUAUUUUUAAGGACGAAGAGAACACGGGAGCGGACAGGCUGAUGACACAGAGGUGUAAAGAUAAACUGAACUCCCUCGCAAUCUCGGUGAUGAACCAAUGGCCCGGGGUGAAGCUGAGGGUGACGGAGGGCUGGGACGAAGACGGCCAUCACUCCGAAGAGUCGUUGCACUACGAGGGCAGAGCCGUAGACAUUACCACCUCGGACCGAGACAGGAGCAAGUACGGUAUGCUGGCCAGGCUCGCUGUCGAAGCAGGUUUCGAUUGGGUCAACUACGAAUCCAAAGCUCACAUUCACUGCUCGGUCAAAGCAGAAAACUCGGUAGCUGCGAAGUCAGGAGGCUGUUUCCCCGCCUCGGCUCGAGUCAGCCUGGAGAAUGGCAACAGCAAAUGGCUCAAGGACCUGAAGCCGGGAGACCGGGUGCUGGCAGCAGACGAGCUGGGCAACCUUCUCUACAGCGAUUUCAUCAUGUUUCUGGACAGAGCGGAGGAGGUCGAGAAGGUUUUCUACGUGAUCGAGACUCGACAGCCUCGCCGGAAGCUCGCCCUCACCGCCGCGCAUUUACUCUUUGUCGGACACAGUUCGAGUGAGGGGCAGAUCGAGUUCAGGGCAAGGUUCGCCAGCGACGUGAGGCCGGGCCAGCUGGUGUACGUCACCGACGGGGACGGUCAGCAGCUCCAGCCUGCCAUGGUCGACAAGGUUUACCUGGAGGAGAUGACAGGUGCUUAUGCCCCACUGACUGUCCAGGGCACCCUCGUGAUCAACCAGGUUCUGGCCUCUUGCUAUGCCGUGAUAGAGGAACACACUUUGGCCCACUGGGCUUUCGCUCCUGUGCGGAUGAAGCAUGCAGCCACAUCUUUGCUUCUGCCCAGCGACCCACUAAUGGUCAACAGUACUGUCCAGGAAGAUGGAGUCCACUGGUACUCCAGUGCCUUGUAUCAGAUAGGCAGAUGGGUUUUGGAUGACGCAUCAAUUCAUCCUUUGGGAAUGACGUUGGACUUUAGCUGAAACCAUUUACAGCCAUUACAGACAGACUUUUACAGCAGAACUUACUCAAACACAAAGCAGAGUUUCGACAAGAAGACCCCAGGAAGUUUUUUUCUCGUGGGGAUAUUUAUUUUGUUUUGCAUUGUUUUUAAUUGCCCGUUGCUCCUGUCCUUUGUUUAUAAUGUCUUCUUGUUUAACGGAAAAGAAACUGGAACUUUGAGAGCCUUAAAACUCCUUUGAUAAUUUAUUCCCAGGUGACCCCACCACAACAGAAACUAUUUUGUGUGGUCAGCCAAGGAGAGCAAAAUAUAUUUUUCUAUCUGUUUUUGUCCCGUGAAUCAUUCUACAAACGUUUGCGACGAAUUCUAUUGUCGAUGUAUUUGUAAUCUCUUGUUCCCGCCCUCGCCCUGUGUUGUUUUUUUUUAAUUUCUCUAGACUUUCGAACAAAGCUACACUGCAUUUGGGGGGUCCAUAAAUUAUAUUUUUAUACACAGAAUUGUAAAUUAGAUUUUUGGAUUACUUAACUGAAUCACAUUUCGUUAUUUGAAAUAGUGUAAAAUACGAGAAUAUAUUAUUUUAAUUUAAAGUCUAGGUGCGAAAAAAUAUAACAUUUUGACCAUCCCACUGACGAUGUUUUGACGUUGAACCUGCCAUUUUGUAAACCAGGUGAGCUACAGGGAAAGUGCGCAUGCUCGACAAACAUCCGUCCCUUCAUCAAUAGUGACAUCUUGACAUCUCCAUCUGGGACUGAAUUUUAUUGGAAGAAAUUAUUUUUUAAAAGUGACGAACCUUGAUGAUUAAUAAUCAUAUUCUAAUGAAAGUAGUAGUUUGUACAAAGUUUUUUUGCAUACGAAUUAAAAUUCGACAAAAAAGCUGUAAAUUUACUAAACCGUAUUAUUUGCAUAUUUUGUAAUAGUUUAAUACAGUAGUUUUAUAAUAUAGAAAUGUGCCAAAUACUCUGUCUGAAUAUUAUUAAAAUAUACAGCAUUUCAAUUACACGCGACUUUUGAUAAUCGAGAGGUGAAGAAAGGCGUUGUGUAUAGAUACUUUAAAAUAUUUUGCAAAGUGAAAAGAGAUGUUUAUGUUUUAGGGUCAAUCGUUUACGCCACAACCUACUGGAGUUGGAAUGGAUGUAUUUUCAACGGCAGGGUCCAAAAGACCAGCCAUGUUUUACAUUCUAUUUGAAUCAUUCAUUCUGCAACUUAUAAAACAAACUGUAAGAAACGGACAUAUUGUUUGUAGCUAUUAUUUGGUCGCUUACGAUCAACAGUAAUUUCCCACCUCAAUGCUGCUUUUCAUAAUUUUUUUUAAAUAAAAUU
Mobula hypostoma (lesser devil ray) is the source of this 2718-nucleotide messenger RNA. RefSeq names its product sonic hedgehog signaling molecule a (gene shha). Gene Ontology annotation, biological process: regulation of gene expression; intein-mediated protein splicing; cell-cell signaling. Bases 167 to 1420 code for a protein of 417 amino acids. The record is from RefSeq and is a predicted model, not a curated record. The transcript has 3 exons. Lineage: Eukaryota; Metazoa; Chordata; Chondrichthyes; Myliobatiformes; Myliobatidae. Gene Ontology annotation, molecular function: calcium ion binding; patched binding.